UCUCCCCCCGUGUGCGCCUGCGCGGCGGUUGCCGCGGUGACGGGGCGGCGGCUGUGGGAGCGCGGGCCCCGCCGGGGAUGGCGGCCGCGGCCCCCCCGGCCCGACACCAUGCUGCUGGGCCGGCAGGCGGAGGCGGCCCUGGGCGCGGCCAGGUUUGGUGAUGGGUUAUAUGACUCCUACAUGAGGAUAGAUCAGCUUAGGUAUCAAGAGUCUACAAAUGAAGAACGCAGCCCCUCAGGACUUCCGUCCCUUGGAAGAUCUAAUGUUUCUAGCAACAAACUCGCCAUGAAGGAUCACCCCUCGACUGGAAGUCAGGUCAAAGUGGAGCAAUUAUUUGAGGAUUCUGGCAACAGAAGGAGCAGCACUCUUCAGUCUGCAGGGAUUACUAGUUCAGAAAGAUCUCUUCCUUCCCUGACAAGAGAUAAAAGCAUAGAGACCCUCAGCACUUCUAAAGGCGGUGGUAGCUCCUCAAAAGUACAUAAAGCCAUUUCCCAAGCUCCAGAGCAAGCUGUCAAACAGUACAAACAUCAUUUGUCUGCGUAUGAGCAGCAAGAGAUCUUUAAUUUUUCUGAAAUUUACUUUGUGGGUCCAGGUGCAAAGAAGAGACAAGGAGUAAUUGGUGGUCCCAACAACGGAGGGUACGAUGAUGACCAAGGCAGUUACAUUCACGUGCCGCAUGACCAUCUUGCUUACCGGUAUGAAGUGCUCAAAAUCAUUGGCAAGGGCAGUUUUGGACAAGUUGCUAAAGUCUAUGAUCACAAACUCCACCAACACUUAGCCUUAAAGAUGGUUCGCAAUGAAAAGAGAUUCCAUCGCCAAGCAGCUGAAGAAAUCCGGAUUCUGGAGCAUCUGAAGAAGCAGGAUAAAACGGGCAGUAUGAAUGUUAUUCACAUGCUGGAAAGCUUCACCUUUCGGAACCACAUCUGUAUGACUUUUGAACUCUUGAGUAUGAACCUGUAUGAGCUGAUCAAAAGAAAUAAGUUUCAGGGCUUCAGUAUCCAGCUGGUACGCAAGUUUGCUCACUCUAUACUGCAAUGUCUGGAUGCCCUGUAUAGAAACAAGAUCAUCCACUGUGAUUUGAAGCCAGAAAAUAUCCUCCUAAAACAGCAAGGGAGGAGUGGAAUCAAGGUUAUUGACUUUGGGUCCAGCUGUUUUGAGCACCAAAGAGUCUACACGUAUAUUCAGUCCCGAUUUUAUCGGGCACCAGAGGUAAUUCUGGGAAGUCGCUAUGGGAUGCCCAUAGACAUGUGGAGUUUUGGCUGUAUUCUGGUGGAGCUAUUGACUGGAUAUCCUCUCUUUCCUGGAGAGGAUGAGGGAGACCAAUUGGCUUGUAUGAUGGAACUUCUUGGAAUGCCACCUCAGAAGCUUUUGGAUCAAUCCAAGCGAGCCAAGAACUUCAUCAACUCUAAGGGUCAUCCUCGCUACUGCACUGUAACUACGCAUGCAGAUGGAAGAGUGACCCUCAAUGGGAGUCGAUCACGCCGGGGUAAAAUCCGAGGUGCUCCAGGGAACAAAGACUGGGUGACAGCGCUGAAAGGCUGUGAUGAUCACUUGUUUAUAGAGUUCUUAAGAGAAUGUCUCAGCUGGGAUCCUUCCACACGCAUGACUCCGAGUCAGGCUUUAAGGCACCCUUGGAUUUGUAAACGAACACCCAAACCUCCCAGCACUGAUAAAGCCUCCAAUAAACGGAUAUCCAGCUACACAACUUCUUUCACGGGAAUAGGUUCCAAGUUGCCUCCUGUAGUUGGAGUAACGAGUAGGCUGAGGGCGAAUUUAACAUCUGACUCCAAUGGCAGUAUACCUCUAUGUACUGUGCUACCCAAACUCGUCAGUUAAUAGAGAACAUUGUAUGGCCCGAAGACAUACUGUGUAUUUUAAUUGUUUGUUAAUAAUGUGUAAGGAAGUUAAAUACAGAGGUUUUUAAUGGAUUUACUUUUUAUUAGAGGCGAAAUCUUGACUAUACAAGGUUCGGUCUAGAUGUUCACAUUCAAAGGGCUAACUUUUGUCCAGCUGUUUCACUCACAGUGUGGUGCGUAUGACGUUACGGGGGAGGUCAGCUCAGCUUUUGAGUCAAACAACAGCUUGACAGGUGUGCUUUUUGAUAAUGCUGGUUUAGAAAUCAAGCCAUUCAUUGUCAGGCCAGUUUAACGGAUUCUUUUGUUUAAGACAGCAAGGGAAAUUGUUUUAAAAUACAUAUUUUCAGUUAAUUCCCAACUGAACUCUUUUUAUCUAUUGUAAAAAGCACAAAAGUGUUGAUGUAAUGUGUUAGGAACUUGCAAAUUGCUAGCUUAGGUUUGAAGGAUUUGAUUUUCUGUGCCGCUUUUCUCUUUUCUAUCCUGGCUGAAAUUUGUAAAAAUACCAUGGGAUGUAGACACCAAAGAAAUUUGGAGUUGAAAUUUUGCCAUCUGCUUUUCUUCCCCCCCCCC
Molecule: messenger RNA, 2426 nt
Organism: Cuculus canorus (common cuckoo)
Lineage: Eukaryota; Metazoa; Chordata; Aves; Cuculiformes; Cuculidae
Gene: DYRK3
Product: dual specificity tyrosine phosphorylation regulated kinase 3
Exons: 3
Coding region: 109-1836 (575 amino acids)
Biological process (GO): peptidyl-threonine phosphorylation; cytoplasmic stress granule disassembly; peptidyl-serine phosphorylation
Cellular component (GO): nucleus
Molecular function (GO): protein serine/threonine/tyrosine kinase activity; protein serine/threonine kinase activity; ATP binding
Source: RefSeq, a predicted model, not a curated record